ACAGUAUGACACGAAAGAAUAAGCUUAUUUUUCUCAUCUUUUAGGAACUCAACCCCUAUAAAAGGAGGUUGUUCUUUAUGGAAAUCCCACAACUCAAAUAUUACAACAACAUACUUACUAUAAGGUUCUCAUAUAUUCAUAAGGAAAAUGGCUCGAUCAUAUGUUGUGGGAUUAAUUGGGAUUUUCUUGGUAAUGGUUGUGGCAAUAGUAGAGGCUACUCCCCCUGGAAUAGCUGAUCAUCCAAGCCAUUCUCAUUGCUCUGACGAUGAGAUCAAACAGUGCAAAAAUCUUCCACAUGUUUGUCCCAAGUUCUGUCCCAAUGGCUGCAUAACUGAGUGUCGUUCUUGUAAGCCUAUUUGCAUUGAUGGUCCAUCACCAUCACCUCCAACUCCAACACCCGAUCACCCCCAUCCACCAAAAUCCCCAAAGAAGGUUAAGUGCAAGAGCAAGGACAAGAAACAUAGCAAAUGUUACAAUCAAGAACAUACAUGCCCUAGCACUUGCCCUGGUACUUGUAAAGUUGAUUGUGUCUCUUGCAAACCUGUUUGCAGUUGUGACAAGCCAGGAGCAGUUUGCCAAGAUCCACGUUUCAUUGGUUCUGAUGGAAUUACAUUCUACUUCCACGGCAAGAAGGACAAAGAUUUUUGCCUAGUCUCAGACUCUAACCUCCACAUCAAUGGUCACUUCAUAGGAAAACGAAACGAAAACAUGAAGAGAGACUUCACUUGGGUUCAAGCCAUUGGUAUCAUUUAUGGUACUCACAAGAUCUCAAUAGGAGCACAAAAGACAGCAACAUGGGAUGAUGCCGUCGACCGUCUUUACCUAAACUUUGAUGGUGAAACUAUCCUUCUCCCAGACAAUGAAGGCGCAAGGUGGGAGUCUGAAACUGGACCAAUGACUUCCAUUACUCGAACAAGUGACACCAAUGAAAUUAUAAUCGAAGUUGAAAACAUUUUGAAGAUUACAGCAAAGGUGGUGCCUAUUACAGAGGAAGAAUCGCGAAUUCAUAACUAUGGGAUAACACAAGACGAUUGUUUUGCUCAUCUUGAACUUGGAUUCAAAUUUUUGUCACUAAGUGAUGAAGUGAGUGGUGUUUUGGGCCAAACUUAUAGAAGAAAUUAUGUGAGCAGAGUGAAAAUGGGUGUUUUGAUGCCUGUAAUGGGAGGUGACAAAGAAUUUUCAGCUUCAGGACUAUUUAAUGCUGAUUGCUCUGUUACUAAGUUUCAAGCAGUAAAUAAGGGUUUGUUGAAUAAUUUGGAGCUGCCCAACUUGAAAUGUAGCAGCGGAAUGUCUGGACGUGGAGUUGUCUGCAAACGCUAGAAUUUCUUGUUUAAACAUUGAUUGUGUUAGAAAUUUAAAAAAAUAAGGUUAAUUAGAAACCAUGGAAUGUAUCAAAAACUAUGCUUAAUCAAAAAUUAU
Molecule: messenger RNA, 1419 nt
Organism: Solanum tuberosum (potato)
Lineage: Eukaryota; Viridiplantae; Streptophyta; Magnoliopsida; Solanales; Solanaceae
Exons: 3
Coding region: 148-1320 (390 amino acids)
Source: RefSeq, a predicted model, not a curated record